GCAGUCUCGGAGUUUCAGAGGGGCUUGUACAGAGUGGACACACUCGCGACUUGGAGGUGGACGAGGCCUUCUCUUCAGGCUCAGCUCUUGCCAGGCCAACUUCAGACAUGUCUGACACAAGCGAGAGUGGUGCGGGUUCAACUAGCUUCCAGGCUACAGCUUCUGAAAAGGGCAGUGGCUCCAGAAUGCCUACUCUGUUGACAGUGACCCAGAACUCAGAAGUCCCAGAGACACUAAAGGCCUCAAAGGCUCCAGAGGUCUCCGAGGCUACAAAGGGCUCAAAAGCCUCAGGGGUCUCAAAGGCCACAAAAGUCUCAAAGGCCACAGAGGCUCCUGAGGCAGCUACCACCAAGGCCUCACCUGCUACACAGCUGACUGAUACCCAGGUUCUUGAAACUGCAAAUAAGAGCCCAGCAGCUGACAGCAAGGCCCAGAAGGCUGACCUGAAGGCUGUGACAACACCUGCCACUGAGACCAAAAAGGUCAGCUGUGUGGCUGAUACGAAGGCCAAUACAAAGGUCCCAGAGACUGAGGCUGCUGCCUCUCAGGCUCCGAAAGAUGAACCCGAGCCUGAGGUUGCAGCUGCCCAGGUUCAGGAGAAUCAGGAUACUCGACCCAAGGUCAAGGCCAAGAAAGUCCGAAAGGUGAAGCAUCUGGAUGGAGAAGAGGAUGGCAACAGUGAGCAGAAUCAGGAUUCUGGGACUACGGGUGGUCAUAGGGUCUCAAAGGCCCUAAUGGCCUCAAUGGCCCGCAGGGCUUCAAGAGGGCCCAUAGCCUUUUGGGCCCGAAGGGCAUCAAGGACUCGAUUGGCUGCUUGGGCCAGGAGAGCCUUGCUCUCACUCAGAUCACCCAAAGCUCGCAGGGGCAAAGCCCGUCGUAGAGCUGCCAAGCUCCAGUCAUCCCAAGAGCCUGAAGCAGCACCACCCAGAGAUGUGGCCCUUUUACAAGGGAGGGCAAAUGAUUUGGUGAAGUACCUGUUGGCUAAAGACCAGACAAAGAUUCCCAUCAAGCGCUCAGACAUGCUGAAGGACAUCAUCAAAGAAUACACUGAUGUGUACCCUGAAAUCAUUGAACGAGCAGGCUAUUCCUUGGAGAAGGUAUUUGGAAUUCAAUUGAAAGAAAUUGAUAAGAAUGACCACUUGUACAUUCUUCUCAGCACCUUAGAACCUACUGAUGCAGGCAUACUGGGAACGACCAAGGACUCACCCAAACUGGGUCUCCUCAUGGUGCUCUUGAGCAUCAUUUUCAUGAAUGGAAAUCGCUCCAGUGAGGCUGUCAUCUGGGAGGUGCUGCGCAAGUUGGGGCUGCGCCCUGGGAUACAUCACUCACUCUUUGGGGAUGUGAAGAAGCUCAUUACUGAUGAGUUUGUGAAACAGAAGUACUUGGACUACGCCAGAGUCCCCAAUAGCAAUCCCCCAGAGUAUGAAUUCUUCUGGGGUCUGCGCUCUUACUAUGAGACCAGCAAGAUGAAAGUCCUCAAAUUUGCUUGCAAGGUACAGAAGAAGGAUCCCAAGGAGUGGGCAGCUCAGUACCGAGAGGCAAUGGAAGCAGACUUGAAGGCUGCAGCUGAGGCUGCAGCCGAGGCCAAGGCGAGGGCUGAGAUUAGAGCUCGAAUGGGCAUCGGGCUCGGCUCUGAGAAUGCUGCUGGGCCCUGCAACUGGGAUGAAGCUGAUAUUGGACCCUGGGCCAAAGCCCGGAUCCAGUCAGGAGCUGAAGCUAAAGCCAAAGUCCAAGAGAGUGGUGGUGCCAGUGCCAGUACCACUACCAGUACCAAUGCCAGUACCAGUACUGGUGCCAGCGCCAGCGGUGGCUUCACUGCCAACAACAGCCUGAGCGCCACACUCACAUUUGGGCUCUUCGCUGGCCUGGGUGGAGCUGGUGCCAGUAGCAGUGGUAGCUCUGGUGCCUGUGGUUUCUCCUACAAGUGAGAUCAGAUACUGGUAAUCUCAGCAGUCUUUCUCUUCAAGUCAGGGUGCACCCUCAGAAACAUACUCAACACAGCACUCUAGGCAGCCACUAUCAAUCAUUGAAGUUAACACUCUGCAUUAAAUCUAUUUGCCAUUUCUGAGUUCA
Dipodomys ordii (Ord's kangaroo rat) is the source of this 2073-nucleotide messenger RNA. It is a transcript of the gene Maged2, whose product is annotated as melanoma-associated antigen D2. The transcript is spliced from 13 exons. The coding region runs from base 108 to 1928 and encodes 606 amino acids. Gene Ontology annotation, cellular component: nucleus. NCBI's taxonomy places the organism in Eukaryota, Metazoa, Chordata, Mammalia, Rodentia, Heteromyidae. The record is from RefSeq and is a predicted model, not a curated record. Gene Ontology annotation, biological process: negative regulation of transcription by RNA polymerase II.